AUGAAAUUCUCUAAAGCAUCCUCAUUAGGAACAUUGAGGUUAUACACAUUCUUUUUACUUUUAAUUCUAUUUAUUAUCACUGUGAUAUCAAACUUAUUUGCAAACAUAGAUUAUUGUUAUAGAGAAAGAGUAUACAACAAAUCAUGGACAAGACAUAGUUAUUUAUUUUUAUCAUUAUUCUGUAUCAUUAUAUCUGCAGUACUCUUAGUUAUUUGGAAACCUUUUAAACCUUUGAAUAUUAAAGAUAAGAAAUAUACAAGAUCUAUAUUUUAUAUUGGUUAUACAUUCUUGUGGUACGGUGCAACCUAUUGUCUUUGUUUUAUUGGAAAGAAACUGCUUAAUGACAAUCUUUGUAAUGAUAGAAAACAGAACUCUGUAAGUGGUCACUUCUUGUUCCAUACGUUCUUCUUGUUGGCCAUACCAUACUGGUUCUUUGCCAUUGGUAGAUUCUCAUAUAAAGAUUCGGUUCGUACCACUUCAACUCAAAGAAAUGAAUUACAACUUGUAAAGAAUAAUUUAGUUAUUUUCAUGGUUAUUGCAUAUAUUGGAUAUAUUGGUGCUUCUUUUGUCAAUCUCGAGACUACUUGGUCACAUGGAUUCCACACUAUCAGACAAAUACUCUACGGUACAUUGUUGGCUUUGAUUUCAUUCCACAUCUUAUUGAAUUCCACUGCAUAUGUUGGAACUAGAACAGAAAGAAGUUUAACCAUUCUUAUGAAUAUAUUAAUUGCCUUCUGGGUAGCAGUGAUAUCUUUAAAUUAUGUUUUAGGAUUCCGUUAUCCAUUUAGUAAGAUAGAAAUGGUUUUGGGAGGUGCAUUGUUUAUAUUCCUAUAUUAUAUAUCAAGAAUUACACCACUGCCUCCAAAUAUUAAACUUGCACCGAAAUACAAAAAGUCAACAAACUCAAAUCAGCAACAAUCAACUGAUAGCGAAAGCACAACACUUAAAAAAAGAUUAAACAAUCCUAUAAUUUAUGAUUAA
Molecule: messenger RNA, 981 nt
Organism: Heterostelium album PN500
Lineage: Eukaryota; Evosea; Eumycetozoa; Acytosteliales; Acytosteliaceae
Exons: 5
Coding region: 1-981 (326 amino acids)
Source: RefSeq, a predicted model, not a curated record